Molecule: messenger RNA, 4623 nt
Organism: Linum trigynum
Lineage: Eukaryota; Viridiplantae; Streptophyta; Magnoliopsida; Malpighiales; Linaceae
Source: the annotation of a GenBank genome assembly
AACAUGGUUCUUGAUAAUCCGAGUCAAACUCAAACCAAUGUCAUGAAUGCAAAAGUGUUAUUAAUCGAUCUUAUGUGUCAAUAAAUGAACAUGAAAGUAGAGACGGACCCUUUUCCUCUAAUCGUGUCAUCAUCGAAGCUGGGAUUUUUUGAUUGAUGAUCACCUCACAAUGCAUGAAAUAUAGAAUCCCAUCACAUAUGUUAGUAAUUUUGUCAUAUGGAUUAGUCUAAUCAAAGCUUUUUCAGGGAAGUUUCAAACAAAUUCUUCAAUACUCCAAAAGUUCUCUAGAGUCAAGGCCCAUUAGUCUCUUACUCCUUUCCUUUUUUUUUUUUUUUUUGGGGUAAACUCUUACUCCUUUCCUUUGGAGUGUAAAGACCAAUUUUGAAAAGCUCCACUGACAGGGCAAGGCGUGUCAACAAAUUCUUAACAUCGAAUAUACUGCGAUUAACAAAAUAACCAAAACAAAACAAAGCCAUUAAGGCAAGUGGAGUUAAUACAGGGGGGAAGAGAAAGAAAAAGCGAAUGCAACGAGAGGAAAUAUGGAAGAAUCUACAGACAAGGAGGAUUGGGUGUCAGCCCCGAGUGGAGGAGGGAGAAGAAGUAGGGAGCAAAGCAAAGAGAAGGGCGGGGGGACGCCUCUUUUCUUCUUUACAGUUUACCCUGUGAUCCUCACACGAGGAAUUUGCUGCUCCUUUUUCCUGCUUUUCCUUUACCUUUCUUUUAUCAUCUCUCUCAAAAACUCUCUCUGCCCACUGAUCCUUUCUCCUCCAGCUUUACUCUUUAAGCUCCAUCUCCACCCACACUCUACUCUGUCUCACUACGCGAUUCUUCAGUCUGCUAAUUGAAGGUCUUUCCUUUCUUCUUAUGGGUUUCUUCUGCUGUGUAAAUUUUUGUUGCCCCCUCCAUGCAUAGAGUUCUUUGUGAUGUUCUUUCUGUAGUAGUUGGUUCUUUGUUUGCUUCAAUUCGACAUGGGUUUUGAUUACAUGAAAAGGGUCUUCGCUAAAUUUGGUGAGUUGUUAGUGUGUAUGUCUCUUAUGUGGGUUGAAUUCAAAGCUCCGGACUUGAACUGUAGUCAAAGAGAAUUAUGGUUGAAAAUAGUUUUACUUCUUCAUAUAUUUGUCUCGAGCUCCUUAUUUAGAGAGACUUAAGUGUUUGUCUCAUGCAAUUCUUGUGGAUCCCAUUCGCCUUUUUUGUUUAUUUGUGUUUCUUGGUCCUUUUGAUGGUGACAAUUAAAACAUAAUUGUGUGGCUUAUAGCUUCUGGUGGAUGGCAGUUUUGUUAUCUGACUUGCUGUUAACUGAAAUGUUGUUAAUGUAAAAAUUUGUGAAUGUAGGUUAUACAAUUGCUUUGAGAAUCAUCUUGGUGCUGGUAAAAAGUUGGUGAAUUUCUGAAAAGAAAGGGUCUGGUUCUCAAGGCUUGAACGUAUGCCUGCAAACCAGUACCACGGUAACUCAACCCCGUACCCAGGUCGUGUGGAGCGGCAGCUUAGAGAGAGGGAGCUGAGGGAGCUUAGGAGAAGCAUUAAGGCUGAGGCGAAUGGUAAUCAUAGUCAUAGAGGUGUUGAAUCAAGUGAAGCACUAGAGUUGCACUUCAGAGAGAGUAGUGGCCCUCAGCAGAGUUCCUAUAUUGAACAGUACGUGGAAAAAGCUGCUGCUGCCGAUGCUAGGCCUUUAAGGCAGAGGUUGCUGGUGGUAGCUAAUCGGCUGCCAGUUUCUGCUGUGAGAAGAGGUGAAGAUGCUUGGUCUUUGGAAAUUAGUGCAGGAGGUCUUGUUUCUGCUCUUCUCGGUGUGAAGGAAUUUGAGGCAAGAUGGAUAGGCUGGGCUGGGGUUAAUGUGCCUGAUGAGGUAGGCCAGAAGGCACUUACAAAAGCUUUGGCCGAAAAAAGGUGCAUUCCUGUAUUCCUUGAUGAAGAGACUGUUCAUCAGUAUUACAAUGGUUACUGCAACAAUAUACUGUGGCCUCUUUUUCACUAUCUUGGCCUUCCACAAGAAGAUCGCCUUGCCACAACAAGGAGCUUCCAGUCACAGUUUGCCACGUAUAAGAAGGCCAAUCAGAUGUUUGCUGAUGUAGUGAAUAAGCACUACGAGGAUGGCGAUGUUGUUUGGUGCCAUGAUUACCAUUUAAUGUUCCUUCCGAAAUGCCUCAAGGAAUACAACAGGAACAUGAAAGUUGGAUGGUUUCUCCACACACCUUUUCCAUCCUCCGAAAUCCACAGGACACUGCCCUCUAGAUCAGAGCUACUACGUUCAGUUCUGGCUGCAGACUUAGUAGGAUUUCAUACAUAUGACUAUGCAAGGCAUUUCGUUAGUGCUUGCACCCGUAUUCUUGGACUUGAAGGCACACCUGAAGGAGUUGAGGACCAAGGCAAGCUAACUCGGGUGGCAGCUUUUCCCAUAGGGAUAGAUUCAGAAAGGUUUAUAUCAGCCCUUAAGCUCCCUCAGGUGCAGGAGCACAUAAAAGAACUGACGGAAAGGUUUCGUGGUCGUAAGGUGAUGUUAGGGGUUGAUCGUCUUGAUAUGAUUAAGGGGAUACCACAGAAGAUACUUGCAUUCGAGAAGUUUCUUGAGGAGAACCCUUUAUGGCGUGAUAAAGUUGUUCUGCUGCAAAUUGCUGUGCCAACAAGAACCGACGUUCCUGAAUAUCAGAAACUUACAAGUCAGGUUCAUGAAAUUGUUGGCCGCAUUAAUGGCCGAUUUGGGACACUGACUGCUGUUCCAAUACAUCACCUGGAUCGAUCUCUGGAUUUUUAUGGCCUAUGUGCAUUAUAUGCUGUUACUGAUGUAGCGCUUGUAACCUCAUUGCGAGACGGGAUGAAUCUUGUUAGUUAUGAGUUUGUAGCAUGCCAAGAUUCAAAGAAAGGUGUUCUAAUUCUCAGCGAGUUUGCAGGUGCGGCACAAUCUCUAGGUGCCGGAGCAAUCCUUGUGAACCCUUGGAACAUUACCGAAGUUGCCGAUUCAAUUCGACAAGCUUUGACUAUGUCAGCUGAGGAAAGAGAGAAACGACACCAUCAUAAUUUUGACCAUGUUACAACCCACACAGCUCAAGAAUGGGCAGAAAUGUUUGUGAGUGAGCUCAAUGAUACAGUCGUCGAGGCACAACUAAGGACGAGGCAAGUCCCGCCCGGGCUUCCACAGGGAGAUGCAAUUAAAUGUUAUCUCAACUCCUGCAAUCGAUUGCUCAUACUGGGAUUCAAUGCUACAUUGACUGAGCAAGUAGAUACUCCAGGAAGAAGAGGUGAUCAAAUAAAGGAAAUGGAGCUUAAACUGCGCCCAGAUUUGAAGGGACCUCUGACGACCCUUUGCAAUGAUCCAAAGACGACUAUUGUCGUCCUCAGUGGCAGUGACACAAGUUUGUUAGAUGAGAAUUUCGGGGACUAUGAUAUGUGGCUUGCAGCAGAACACGGGAUGUUCUUACGUCUUACAAAGGGGGAGUGGAUGACAACCAUGCCGGAGCACCUAAACAUGGAGUGGGUCGACAGUGUAAAGCAAGUGUUUGAGUACUUCACGGAGCGAACACCCAGAUCACAUAUUGAACUCCGUGACACAUCGCUUGUCUGGAACUACAAAUAUGCAGACGUAGAAUUCGGGCGACUUCAAGCAAGGGACAUGCUGCAGCACCUUUGGACUGGCCCAAUUUCGAAUGCAUCUGUUGACGUCGUACAAGGUAGUCGAUCAGUCGAGGUUCGAGCUGUCGGUGUGACAAAGGGUGCGGCAAUCGAUCGUAUCUUAGGGGAAAUUGUUCAUAGCAAGCAAAUGACAACUCCUAUCGACUAUGUCUUGUGUGUCGGCCAUUUUCUGGGGAAGGAUGAAGAUGUAUACACAUUCUUCGAGCCAGAGCUCCCCUCCGAUGACCUAGGUGUGAUGAGGAGCAAGCAAACCGAUAGUACAAAGUCAUCGACACCAGGGGAAAGGAGAUCUUCAAAGCAGCUUCCAGCAAGCAAAGCAGUAGCAUCAAAAUCAUCAUCUCAUCAAGGCAACAAAAUACAGCAGCGGGCUGCUGUCUCGUCGAGUUCAGAAAAAAAGUGGGCUUCAAGUUACAUCUGCAACAGUAACGGGCGUAGCAGCAGCAGCAGUAGUAGUAGGGCAUCACCUCCAGAGAAGACCUCGUGGAAUGUUCUCGAUCUCAAGGGAGACAACUACUUCUCUUGUGCAGUUGGGAGAAAAAGAACAAACGCGCGGUAUAUGCUCGGAUCGUCGGACGAGGUCGUUUCCUUUCUGAAGAAGCUGGCCGAUGCAUCUUCAUGAAGUAGUCUUCUGAUAGAAUAAAAAUGAAGGAAUAAGAGACCAAUUUACCCGGAGAGUCCUGAAGUGCCAUCAAGAAUAAGUCUUUUUGUAGAGGCCAAGUGUUGGUAAAGUUGAUUAUAUAUAGAUGAGAUUCUAGUGUUGGAGAAGUGGCAGUUAAGAUUCCGCACCCUCCAAAAGCCAGAUAUAUAUAGAUCUCUAUUUGGAGCUUGUAUCUAGAUAUAUAUACAAUGUAUAUCAUUAUCAGAAAGAAAAUGAAGCUUCCAUAUAUAAGAUGUAAUGGCACUGUCCUUCUCCAUUUAGUCAAUAGUGCUUGAUUAAUGGGCUGACUAACAAUGUUUAAGUUCUAUGUUUGUUAAUUUGAAUUAAAGCAUUGUGUAUGA